Messenger RNA from Candidozyma haemuli, 1446 nucleotides. It is a transcript of the gene ATF1, whose product is annotated as Atf1p. Lineage: Eukaryota; Fungi; Ascomycota; Pichiomycetes; Serinales; Metschnikowiaceae. Gene Ontology annotation, molecular function: N-acetyltransferase activity. The record is from RefSeq and is a predicted model, not a curated record. The coding region runs from base 1 to 1446 and encodes 481 amino acids. The transcript has a single exon.
AUGACCAACGAUAUCGUUUGGAAAAGGCCCUUGGGCGAUAACGAAAACUUCUUUCGCUGCAGAAAUGCCGUCGGCUUCUACCAGAACUUUGCCGCCGUGAGCACUUUUUCAUUGGACUUAUCGAAGCAAGAUCGUCUUGUGUAUUGCGCAUUAAGGAAGCUGAUUUUGGAUUAUCAUAUUCUUGCCUGCAACGUUUUCAGGGACGAGACGACUCGUAAGUCUGAGCUUAGACCAAUUAAGCGUGCUACUUUUGGUGAUGUGUACUGGAAAGAGGCUCCUCCUACUGGAAAAGAAUGGUACGAGCAGUUCAUCCAUCGCUUGUGCUGCGAUAAACUAUUCAAUCUUUACGAAGAGCUGCCGCUCUUUUGCGUGAUUUUAGCAGGCGAACGCACUGUUGGUGCUUCUUUUGAACAUACUCCUGCUGAUGGUGUGGUUGCGCCACAAUUCCUUGCUAUCUUCCUUGACAAUUUGGGCUACUGUGAGGAUCCAGCCAACCAGAGCGAGUAUGAACUGCUUUACGGCGUUGCUCCGGCUGAAAUCAGCCCAGAAACGGUCAUUUUCGAUGCUGAUGUGGAUAUGCAAUACGUAAGACACUCGUUGCCUCCUCCAGUCGAGAUGAUCAUGGACGCAAAACAUUUAGACUAUACCUACGGCGAUUCCGAUCACUACUCAACCAAGGCACCUGAACACUACCCACAGAAAUGGCCUGGACGUUUCCCAGCUACAAUGGACGCCAAGAAGGUGAUGAAACUUGUGCAUGUGGGACCCGAGAACUUCCGCAAGUUGUUAGCCACUUGUAAGAAGAAUGGCGUCACUUUCACUGCUUACCUUGCAUGCAUUCAAGCAUUGAGUUUCAACCCUGUUUACGGUGACAAGCACCAUACUUCUGCAAUGAUUGCAGUGACGCUCCGGCGGUUCCUUACAGCAGAUGCUGUGGAUGAACCUUACAGGCAAAUCGUAACCAAGGAGAACUACAAGAUGCUUGGUAACUUUGCACAUAUGGGACUUGCCAAUUUGUUUGAGCCUGUUAAGGAAUUCUCCUGGGAGCUUGUCAGGAAAGUGAGCAAUGAAUUACAACAGACCGUAAAAAACACGAGAUUGUUGAACACGCAGAAGGCCUUUUCUGACGCUGCAGACGAGUAUGACGAGAACGAGGUUCUCUUUUCCAGUGUUCUCGGUGCCAACAAAGCCGAUGCUAUUAAGAUCUCGAACGUCGGCGCAUACAACUUCCCUGUUUACAAAUCCAACAAUGAAGAAUUGACCAUUGACGAUAUCAUGUUCUCGCAGGACAUGGCUCCUGGCGCGUCCGAGUUUGUUCUCAACGUUGUGUCGUGCCCAAGAGGCGGACUCAACAUCGUUUUGACAUACUUUGAUGGGGACGAGAACUUGGAGAGUCUCCAUGGAGAUCUCGAGCACAAUCUCCAAAAAUACGUCGACGCGAUCUAA